This is a messenger RNA of Larimichthys crocea (large yellow croaker), 1778 nucleotides long. Its product is annotated as ladderlectin. Lineage: Eukaryota; Metazoa; Chordata; Actinopteri; Sciaenidae. The coding region runs from base 1126 to 1683 and encodes 185 amino acids. The record is from RefSeq and is a predicted model, not a curated record. The transcript has 6 exons.
GACAGAAUAAACACAGAAUAUCAAAGUCAAAGUCAGCUUUAUUGUCCAUGCUGCUAUGUGUACAGGACAUACAGAGCAUCAAAACUGCGUUUCUCUCUUGUCCAGAACAGCAUGGACACGAGUAUAGUAAAAGAAAAGUAUAUAAAAAUAUAAAUAUAUAUAGAAUAGAAAUAUACAAAUCUAAAAAUAUAUACAAGCUUAAGACAUCUGUGAGGCAAUAUGGCCCAGUGUAAAUGGAAUUAUUAGUAUAAAUAUAAGUGUGGUAAUAUGGCAGUAUGGACAGGAUUUACAGUUAUUUACAGUAUACAUAAACAAUCAACAAUGAAAUAUUGACCAUUAGACUGUACACAGUGCAAAUGGUGUGCAAAUAUAUUUCAUGUACCGUAUCCGUUAUGUAUUCAGGUUCUGCUGAAGUUGCAGUUAAGUACUUCGUUCACGUAUCAUCAGCUUGAUGCUGUUUCUACCCUCAGCUCCUUUUGUCCACAAAUUUCUCCUCCAACACCUCUCAUGGUCGCUCACUGCCACUGGGAUGUGUGUGAAUAGAUGAAUGAGAGGACAGCGUUGGAUUCAAACACUACAAAUGUCACUUCUUUUUUUUUGGUCAUUUUACUGAGUUUGUGUCUUGCAAACUGCUGAGUGCGAGACCUGGACUGAACUUUUGAAGACAGUGGAGACGCUAACCUUCCCUAUAAGAGUUCAGAGUUAUCCACAGAAAGAGGAGGAGUUUUCCUCUGGAUGUAAAACUGACACAGAUUGUUCACAUGCUCGAACUGAACCCAGAUAGAUGAACUGGAAUUAUCAAGAAUAAUAUUACUGCCAUAAAAUGUGACUAAUCUGAAGAGCUGCUCGGAAAGAAGAAUUAUAACGCAGAUAACGAGGUCAGAGUUCCAGCCAGUCAAUUAAUUGCUCUUUUGACCCUGAUUCAACACAGAUACAUUUCCUUGUUGCUCGUAUAUAUAAACACUCUUCACUCCACGUCCUGCAGACACAGAGAGAUCUGACUCCGCUGAAGCAAGUGAGACUCUCCUAUCCAGACUCAGACACUCAGAUAGAUACAAGUCGUCACUUGUGCAUGUUUAACCUCUUUGCUUGUGUUGCAGGAGUUCACUUCAUCACUGUAAAACAAUGAGGGUCGCUCUACUUCUGUGCGCCGCAUUCGCUCUGGAUGCUGCAGCAGGUCCAGUCGAGAAGAUGACGGACGUCCAGCAGCCAGCUCUGGUUGAGAAGGAGGAGAUUGUGCCUGUGGUGGAGGAAGAUGGCGGGAUGGAGAGAACAGUCAUCUGUCCCAAUAACUGGGAACUAUUUGAAUCCAGAUGCUUCAAAUUCUUCCCCACACCAUCGACCUGGAUAGACGCAGAGAAAUAUUGUUUGCGUUUUGAUGCCAACCUCGCCUCCAUCCAUAGCUUAGAGGAGUACGAUUAUAUCCAGAAGUUGGUGAAAAGCAGCGGCGGUUAUGCCAAAUCCUGGGUUGGUGCCACUGAUGCAGUCGAGGAGUCUCAGUGGUUCUGGUCUGACGGAUCAAAAUUCGAUUAUCAUUUUUGGGGUGGGGAUGAGCCCAACAAUUUGGGCGGCAACGAGCAUUGCGUUGAAAUGAAUGACAGCGAGGACCUCUCCUGGAACGAUCUGCCCUGUGACACAAAGCUUCCCUUUGUCUGCGGGACAAGACCAUUGAAAUCAUUGUAGAAAAUAAAGUUGUUGAAGAAAUCACGUGGUUCAUUGAAACAUGUGAAAAAGUGUUAACUUCAAUAAUGAAAUAAAGUAAGAAUUAACUUCUGAAA